Molecule: messenger RNA, 4315 nt
Organism: Vespula vulgaris
Lineage: Eukaryota; Metazoa; Arthropoda; Insecta; Hymenoptera; Vespidae
Product: sarcospan
Exons: 7
Coding region: 1585-2733 (382 amino acids)
Cellular component (GO): dystrophin-associated glycoprotein complex; sarcolemma
Source: RefSeq, a predicted model, not a curated record
UAGGAUCAAUAAAGAUAUCCGAAGGACAGUGAAAGUAUAUUUGGGGUAAGUUCGAAGGCUAGAGAGAUCACUUUUGAUCGAAGGAAGAUAAAAAAGAAAAGGAAAAUCAUAUAGUGGUCAAGUCGUUCAAGGUAGAUACUAUUCAGUUAGCAUGACCAAACCUCCUUUUAUAAUAACAUCCUUUUUCUUACAACGAUGGUUUCCUUCAUCGGUCCGCAUUCUGAAUCGUUCAGGUAACGUGAAAGUGAGCGACAGCGGUGCUCAUUGUCGAAAAAAGAGGGAAUCUUUUCUUUCAUAAAAAUAUAUUAUGACGAAUGGUACUCGAUGAUUGAUAUCUAUGAUACAACAAUAAUUUCAAUAACGUAUAGAGUACGACACAAUUGUAUAGCUACGAGUGCGAUAACGGAUGAAGAUUAAUAAGUUCUUAUUAGAUAAUUAUAAGAAAGUAAACAAGUAUUUCAGGAAGCAUCGAUCGAGUUAAGAUAAAUAGUUUAAAAAUUGAACACGAACAAACUCAUCAAGGAUUCUAUUUUAUUAUAUGUUUUCUACUUCUAUUUCUUAUUGUAAAAUGUGUGAAAGAUUGAAAAAAAUGAGAUAAGUUAACAUUUCAGUCUAUAUAUUUUUCAACGUUAGUUUUCAAGGUCUGAUAAGAAGAUAUAUUUUAAAUGUUGUACCGAGAAAUAAUUAAACGCGUGAUUGUUUGUAUAUCUACAAAAUAAUAGGCUGUUAAGUUGAAAUGGAAACGAGUUAUUCUGUGAAAGGUAUUUAAGAAAAGAAAAAAAAAUAUUUUGGAAUUUGGAGGAUUUGAGAUUCGCUGGUUGUCGGUCCAACAGGAGGCUCGACUUUGGAGAACACCUUGGUGGGGUCUGUUGACGCGCUGGUUGGAAAGAAGGCAUGCACGAAAGCACGAAGUCGUGAAGGCGAGCGUUCAGUCGUUAAUGCGCCUCCGACGGAGUAACUCAGUGAAAAUUUAUCUUCCAUUAUUUUCACACGCUUUCGCGAGUUUAUUACUUUAUGUAUCGUACAUAUAUUUAAUAUAUAGUGUAUUUUGUGUUUUUAUCAGUGUAUGUUUAUAUUCAUCAGAGGAAAUGAUGAUCAAAUAGAAUAUAUAUGUGUGUGUGUGCAUAUAUAUAUAUAUAUAAAACAUAAAAGAAAAAUCGUAGAAAAGUUCCGAGUGAGUUUUCGCUCGAUCUUCGCACUUGGAUAACGACAACGAGUGAGAGAAGAAAACGAAUCGAGGAAUUAAAAAAAAAAAAAAAACUUGCCGGCACAAGAAAUUCACGUGAAUAUAAAAUACUUAGCAAUUGUUGUCUUGUCUUUCGGAUUAGAAAACACAAUCGACGCUAAACAUUCAAACAAAAGAUCACCUUCUUUCUCUCGAAAGGACAACAAAAAUAAAUAUACAAAUCGAUGAUCAAAAGAAUGCCUGAGAACGCAGGUGUAGAAGAACGAUGAGAAAUAAAUGAAGGUGGAACACAGGUGCAAUAGCAGGUAGUUGUUUUACUUGUUUCUAUUCGCUCACAGCGUGCUCAGCCGAGCUUGCAGAAGCAACGGAAGUGGGAAAAGGGAGAAGGGACAUCCAGGAUGUCCGAAGAGUUGCGCACGCAACGUUUAGGGACGCUGUCACACGGAGAGUAUACUAUGCAAGCCGAAGAGGAAAUUCAGUAUGCUCCAAGGAGCCGACCUGUUAGCUUUUAUGAUAAUUUUAAGGACGUACCAGUUAUGCCAACAUGUGUGACCUCCGCGAUGAGUGUUGGUAAUUUGAGUCAGGUUCGAGAAAACGAUACUACUUCAUCGAACAUACCACAAAGUAGUAACAACAAUAAUAAUAAUAAUAAUAGGGUGAGCAGUGCGAUGAGUGCUGGUAACGUUUCCAAGAUUCAGAUUGUUAGAGUUACGGGUGCUCUUUCGAUGGGUAAUAUUGGUAAAACAUGUCGAACGGAUAAAACUGAUAAAGAACUUGGGCGAGCUCCUUCGAUGGCCAAUUGUUUGUCAACCACAGUUCCCGUUAAUCUAGCUGCUUCGCAAAUAGCAGGUCGACACACACCCACCAGAAAUUCCCUCAGGCACAGCAGAAUGAUCGUACUGAAUCGAACUGGGCAGAGAGCACAAAAAUUCUUACCACCAUUGGUUUAUCAUCGACAAUUGGCUAGAUGUUUGGCAGCAUUACAGACUAUUCUUGGAAUUGCAAUUACUUCACUGUCGUUAUGGUUGUUACUGUGGGCUCCAAAUUUACCUAUAACUGACAAUCCGUAUUGGAGUGGAAUGCCUUUGUUACUUUCUGGAAGUUUCGGGGUGUGUUUGCUUUGUUGUUUCAAGAAAGAGUACCCAGGUAUGAGUCCUGGUUUCUGUUUAACAUUGACGAAGGCAAUCAGUACUUUACUUGCAAUUUCGGCAUCUGUGGCGUGUGUCCUGGCAUGCAUCUCAGCAACCAUGCAUCUGGCACAUCUUAUGAGGCUAGAAUGUACACCGGCACGUGUUCUCAAUGCCACGUGUGUUUGUAGACCACGAGAACAAGCAAAUGUUACGGUUAGCGAAGCAUCGGUCAAGUACAUGGAUUUGAAUUGUCCCGAAGUUGAAAGUAUUUUAACAAUACUUCUCAUCUUUUCUUCAACGUGUAACGCUUUUGGUGCCAUCGUAGCUGGAUGGUAUAGUUAUCUUCAUUGGAGUACUCGACGAAAAAGACCGAAAUAUGUACCUGUUAGAACGACGACAUUCGAUUCGAGCAGGUGAUAUCCGAUUAAAUUUCAAACAGUUUCUCACCAAAGUAUUCGACGAAAAAUUGUGACGUAGAGAGAAAGGGAUCAAUCUACGUACUUUUUAAUCGAGAAGAACUAAGAGUGAUCAAAUCAAAUAUUCAAUGCAAACGAUUCAGAAGAGUACAAUGGCUAUUAAAACAUUUCUCGAAUCGUUAUCGUUAUCGUCAUCGACACACGACGCACGUGUGUACAUAAAAUACAGUAUUUAUUUAGAAAUCUCUAAUACGUUCCAUAGUAUGUAUGGAAUAUCUUAAGUGCGCGGGUGUACGUGAAUACAAAUUUAUUCGUGCUCGUAUUCUCGAUCGAAAGGAAGUUUCAUCGAUUAAUUACAUUUAUUGACGCGCACGUAUUUAUCACAUCGAAAAAACAAAACGAAAGACUCCGACUCUAUACCUCAGCGUAUUAGAUUUUAAUGCAUACUUCGACACUUGCAAACGCAUAAGCUAACAUAUUUUACGCAUAUAUUUUAUAUAGUUGAAGAAAAUUACGCGGAUUAUGGGACGAAAUAAGUUAUUGUCAGUAUUAAUAUUAUUUUAAUCAAAAUUGUGCCCGUGUUAAUUCAAUUUAAGAUCGAUCAUCUCGAUAACUUUACAAUAAUAGAUUACAUUCCCUCUCAGUGAUCAGUCGGUAUCACUUUUUUCAUUUACUGAAUGAAAAUUAUUCUUUGUUGUUUUAUCUUCGGCCUCGUUUAUUCGAAUCUCUGGUAUAAGUGCAUCCUUGCUCGACGGUGAUACUAAAGAAUUGCUGAAGAUAUUCGUUCUAUGUUUUAAAAUGAAAUAUACAAUAUAGAAAAAUAUGAACGAAAUUUGUUAUCAUACCUGCCAAAAUCUCGAACUUCAUGCAUUUUUCGACGUAAAUUAGAAUCAUGUGGUAAAGAUUCCGGCUCAACAUCAGUAAUCCCAACUUCUUCAAAAGUUAUCGAAUAUUUCCUUUCAUGCGUUACCACAUCGUUUAGUUUUUCAAUCGCUAUCGCCGUAUAAGAAUCACCUAAGUAUAAAAAAGAACUUAUGAAUUAUCCAUUUCUAACAGUUUACAUAUUCUUUUGUUUAGAUCCACGAUUAUUAAUCUGAAUAACGUUAAACCUCGAUGUGAUUAAAAAACCAUUAGACUUUUUACAUUUGUUUGAAUUAUUUGACGGCAAAACUGCUUUUUUCCAUCUAGCGAACGACGUAUCAAUAGCUUCUUGUCUUUUCUCCGCGAUCUUGAAUAAUUUACGUCGUUUUUCCGUACGUUCUUGACGCAAUUGUAUCUAAAAAAUAUGUCAGUAGAUAAUAGUAGAUCAUAUAUAUUAUCAUUAAUAAUUUGACAUCUUUUAAUUGCUAUUUUAACACCGAGUUAUAACCUUUAAAUCGUUAUUGGCUUCUCUGAGAGAUCCCGUUAGUGAAGCCAUGUAGUAAAUAAUUAACGUCAUUAGAACGAUUAGAGGUAUUACCAUACUAGCUGAUGAUAUAUAAUCGAGACAUCUGAAUAAUAAGUAUAUAAGCUUUAAUGUCAUUUAAAAUGUCUUAUAUAUUUAAAUUUGUAAAUGUAGAACGAACUCACGGCUUGAUUACUUC